This is a messenger RNA of Lineus longissimus, 3414 nucleotides long. RefSeq lists its product as uncharacterized. Gene Ontology annotation, molecular function: nucleic acid binding. Gene Ontology annotation, biological process: DNA integration. Bases 1 to 3414 code for a protein of 1137 amino acids. Lineage: Eukaryota; Metazoa; Nemertea; Pilidiophora; Heteronemertea; Lineidae. The record is from RefSeq and is a predicted model, not a curated record. The transcript has a single exon.
AUGGAUUCACAUGUAGAAGAAGUGAGAACCCUCACCAAGAAACUUUGGGAAUUGGAGGCCAUUGGAAUGGAGAGACCAAGAGAUAAAAGCAAAGGAACCUGCCUGUCUCCAGAGGAAAAGAUAGCUGAGUCAAAAGUGACCUCAUCAACACUUUUUAACGGGACCAGAUAUGAAGUUGCCACUCCAUGGAGAGAUGAAUCCCCAAAUCUGCCAAAUAACAUGAAGCCAGUUGCUCACCGUCAGCAAAAGAUGGAAGAAAACAUGAAGAGGAAGGACCUAGCCUUCCAUGGGCAAUGCACGGAGGUCAUCCUGGGACAAGUAAAGAAAGGAUACCUUAAGAAGAUUGGGAACGUUAAGACCAACCCUCCAGAAGAAAACGGAUUUUACAUCCCAAUUUUCCCCGUAAGGAAAGAAGAGAGGGAGACAACCAAGGUUCGGAUGGUACUUGACUGCGCGGCGAAAUUUGAAGGGAAGAGCCUCAACUCUGAAAUCUACCCAGGACCAAAGCUUUUGAAUGAUUUGGUUGAUGUCCUCUUGCGAUUCCGGAGAUAUCCAGUAGCAGUGAGUGGAGACAUAUCAGAAAUGUUCUUACAGAUAGAGCUGAAACCAGAGGACAAGAAAUUCUACAGAGUAAUUUGGGAUGGAGAAAUCUUUGAGUAUCAGAGAACUGUUUUUGGUGAUUGCUCUUCACCAUACAAGGCCAACCAAGUUAUACAGAAACACACUGACAGUCACAAAAAGGAUUUCCCAGAAGCUGCCGACACUAUAGAAAACGCAUUGUACAUGGAUGAUGCCUUAGAUAGUAAAUGUACCCCUGCAGAGGGGCGCCAAGUCAGGAGGGAGUUGUCAGAACUGUUGACAAAAGCUGGGUGGAAAAUGAGAAAAUGGAUAUCCAACAACCCCUCAGUAUUGGAAGAGAUAGCCAUCGACGAGAGGGCCUCAUCUGUCAACCUGGACCGAGACCGAGACCAAUUGCCUGUUCACAACGCCCUUGGAGUGGUUUGGAUUGCUGGUGAAGACGUUUUCACAUACAAGUCUAGCGUAGUGGGACAAGAAGAAACCUUUUCAGCCACGAGGAGGGGUCUGCUCCGGUGUAUGGCCAAGUUAUUUGACCCUCUAGGAUUGCUGGACCCGUACAGGAUAAGGGCAUGGAUCAUUUAUCAGAAAACAUGGGUGCACAGUCAAGAGUGGGAUGCGCCGAUUGAUGAAAACCUAGCAAGGGAAUGGUAUGCAUGGGUGACGGAACUCCAGAGUCUGAGCAGCAUCAAAGUCAACAGACACAUCGGGAUGAGUCGCGGUCUCUCUACAGAGCUACAUGUUUUUGGAGACGCAUCCAAGGAGGCAUUUUCCACCACAGUCUAUGCCAGAACACAGAUGCCUGAUGAGACCUUUCGUGUGAGGCUGAUAGUGGCAAAGACGAGGCUUUCACCAUUGAAGACGGCAUCAAUCCCGAGACUAGAGUUAUGCGCCGCUGUCUUGGGGACGAUAAUAGUUGAAAAAGUCAAGAAGACACUUGAAAGUGGACGAGAUGCUCAGCCCUUGAACGUCACGUACUGGAGCGACUCCAUGAAUGUCUUGUACUGGAUAAGACGUCCCGGAAAAGAAUUCAAGACCUACGUCGCAAAUAGAGUUGGUGAGAUCCAGGAGAGAAGCUCAGCCGACCAAUGGAGGCACGUACCUACAAAGCAAAACCCAGCAGAUCUACCCACCAGAGGUCUUAGUCUUGGAGAAUUAGCUGAAUCUCAGCUCUGGUGGGAAGGUCCAGAUUUCUUGCAGCAAGAUGAGGACAAGUGGCCCCCCAGAAAGAUCCCACUUCAGGAUGACAUCAUUGAAGAAGAGAAAUCACCAACUUUUGCCAUUGUAAAAGAAACAACAGGAGAGGACCCAACCAAGUUCUGCCUGCAUCCAAGUCGUAGGAGUGAUAUGAACCGCCUUGUCCGGAGGAUUGGCUAUGUCAGAAGAAUAGCCCAGUGGAUGCUGAAGAAGCCAUUACCUCAGGGAGCCAAAUCCUGGCGGGGAGAACUUUCCCCUGAAGAAAUUCAAGAGGCUGAAGACUGCUUAGUGAGACAGACUCAAAAGGAGAGCUUUCCAGAGGAGAUUAAAGACCUUGCAUCUGGGGAGAAGAGAGUCAAAAAGUCAAGUCAUUUAGCACUACUCACCCCUUUCCUCGACAAGAAGAGACAACUGCUCCGUCUUCAAUCACGUUUGGAAAGGGUUGAUUGCUUGAAAGACAGCGCUAAGUUUCCUGUGAUAUUACCAAGAAGAGGAGAUGUAACCAGACUGAUUGUACAGAGAGAGCAUGACAAAGUUGGUCAUCCAGUGGGAAGGGAAGCCACAAUACACCAAAUAAGGCAAAGAUAUUGGAUCCUGAAGACCAGAGAAGCUGUGAGAGAAUGGGAAAGAAAAUGCUCCAACUGUAUCCUGCGAAGGGCAAAACCUGCUCAGCAGAUGAUGGCACCAAUCCCAAGAUUUAGGUUCAGUCAACCUUUGAGAGCAUUUUCAAAGUGCGGCAUCGACUUUGCCGGGCCUUUCUUCACUAGACAAGGCCGAGGAAAAACCCAAGCCAAGAGAUACCUCGCAGUCUACACCUGUCUGCAAGUGAGAGCGGUCCAUCUUGAGCCUGUAUAUUCCAUGGACACGGAUGGGUUCCUUAUGUCUUUUUCCAGAAUGACGAGUAGAAGAGGAGUGCCCGAGGAUGUCCUCACCGACAAUGGGUCCAAUUUUAAAGCAGCAGAGAGAGAGCUGAGGGAAUUGGUGGCAGCCAUAGACUGGAGCGCCAUUGAGAGAAACCCCGUUGGAUAUAAGAACACCGAAGGUAUAAGAUGGCGGUUCAACCCACCGGGAGGACCUCAUUUCGGCGGGACAUUUGAAAUCAUGGUGAAGGCUGCAAAAAGGGCUCUGAAAGCCAUCAUGGGGAAAGCAGACAUCUCAGAUGAAGAAUUCCAUACCUCUGUAGUAGAAGCUGAGGGGUUAAUCAACUCCAGACCCCUGACACCCCCCAGUUCAGACGCUGAUGAUGAGCCACCAUUGACACCAAACAGCUUUCUACAUGGCCAGUUGGGAGGCCAGCUGGCGCCACCGACUACAGACGUCAUCCGAUACAACCCCAGAAGAAGAUGGAGACAUGUCCAGAAUCUGUUGAGACACUUUUGGCAAAGAUGGCGGCAAGAAAUCCUCCCCCGCCUCCAUAAUCGUCAGAAGUGGCUUUACCAAGAGAGAAAUUUGCAGCCAGAUGAUCCAGUACUGGUAGUAGAUGACAAACUUCUGAGGGGUCUGUGGAAACUUGGACGCAUUGCUGAAAUCCACCCUGGAGAAGACAAAUUGGUACGUGUGGUAACGGUGAAAACUUCAAAUGGUGAAUACAAACGUCCGGUAACUCGAAUCUGUCCACUGGAGUUUCCUGCUGAUGACUAA